Centropristis striata (black sea bass) is the source of this 3419-nucleotide messenger RNA. RefSeq names its product Rho guanine nucleotide exchange factor (GEF) 38 (gene arhgef38). Gene Ontology annotation, cellular component: cytoplasm. The coding region runs from base 627 to 3047 and encodes 806 amino acids. Gene Ontology annotation, molecular function: guanyl-nucleotide exchange factor activity; protein binding. The record is from RefSeq and is a predicted model, not a curated record. The transcript is spliced from 14 exons. Gene Ontology annotation, biological process: intracellular signal transduction. NCBI's taxonomy places the organism in Eukaryota, Metazoa, Chordata, Actinopteri, Perciformes, Serranidae.
AAGUUUACUCUUAAUCUCUCGAUUCUUCUGUGCUGUUUCCCUUUUUCUUUUAUUUACUGCGGGGACAGUUUUGCUAUUAACCAUGAAUCAAAAGUUUUGUACUUUUCAAAUAUAUUAAUAUUAGUAAAACGUAUAUGCCAUGGACAUGCAUUAUUGAAGUUUAAAAGGUCAAUCCUACUUGUUUUGCAUUUCAAGGAAGGCAAGGGUGAUUUACAGCACUGGGUGUUUACAUGAAUACUUCCUUGUCCAGUUGGCACAUUAUUGUCAGUGUCUGUACGAGGUCUUGCAUGCACUUUAUUUUAAGGACAUUUAGUUUUGGUAAAAGCAAUAAAAAGAUGAUAACUGGUGGUCAUUGCUCUGUCCUCAAACCUUCUCCCUGAGUGAAUUGAAUGCCCUGAGGGAAGAGUAGAAGGAAAGAGGUGUGGCCACAUAGCUCUGAUGACAGGUAGAGACGGGGAGGAGCUAGAUUACCUGUGCAGAGCUGACAGGCAGUGCACAGAGAACACUACACCUGUUGCACUUCCCAGGCUCUCUCUCUCUCUCUCUCUGCUUCUCUCUCCUUCUUCCUGUCCCUCUCUCUUCCCCUUCUUUUUCUCCUUCACUGCUCUGAGAAAAGGAGCCUCACCAUGGAUCCCAGUGAGGCCGGCGGGGGUGAGAAGGAGAAGGAAAAAGAGAAGGAUAAAACGAUCAAGAGGAGGAACCGGCCUGUGUUCCUGCGUUACCUGGAGAGGAGGAGGACGGACACUAUCGUGGCUGAAGACAUGGCCAAAGGUGACAUCAACCUGGGGACGCUGGUGAGGAGGUGUCAGUCUGACAAGACGGAGUACAGCGCUAAACUUAAAGAGAAAAUGACCCCACCCCACCUUUCCACCAUCCACUCUCCAGCACUGGAGCCAGAGGAGGUGCGUUUGAGGAAGAUGAACCGCAGGGCAAAGGUCAUUCAAGAGCUUGUGCAGACUGAAAAGGACUUCCUCACAGACCUGGAGCUGUGCAUCAGAGAGGUGGUCCAGCCUCUACGAAAUCUGCAGGUUGUGGAUGUGGACAGGUUGUUCACCAACACCGAGACAGUGUGUGAGGUUUCUGCAGCACUUCUUCACAGGCUGCAUGAAGCCAUGACUGAGCCUGAUCCAGAGGCAGUUGUUAUAGGAGAGAUAUUCAUUCAGGCGAAGGCAGCUUUAGAAGAUGUAUAUAAGAUUUACUGUUACCAUCACGAUGAUGCCAACAUGUCACUGAAAGCCUACGAGAAAAAUGAAGAAAUAAAGCAACAUUUCACCACUUGUGUAUUAUCUCUGAAGAAAAUCUAUGACCAAGAAGGUAAACCCAACCUGCUGGACAUGGGGUCACUGCUCAUCAAACCGGUCCAAAGGAUCAUGAAGUACCCGCUGCUGCUCGGGGAGCUGUGGCACGCCACACCUGAAGACCACCCGGACUACAGUCCACUGCAAGAGGCGUUCACUGCCACCAAGAUCAUCAAUGUGAACAUCAAUGAGUUCAAAAGACGCAAAGACAUAGUUAUGAAGUAUAAGAGGUUGGAUGAUGAAGGCACUCUGAGGGGCAAACUAAACAAGUUCAACAUCCACUCUAUCCGCAAGAAAGGCGACAGAUUUGCUGGCUUUCUCAAGAUCCUCACAGGAGUUGAACCACAGGUGAGAGAUGAAGUAUUUGACAGAGAGGAGAAGCUGUUCAGGAGUCUGGAGAAGGCUGUCAAACAGCUGGCUAAGAAUGUCCACUUUUACCUGCAGCACACUCAGGAAAUGGUGUCUGUAGCUGUUCAGAACGUUCAGGACAUGGAGGACAUCGUCAAGGAUACAAACAAAAAUGACACAAACGGCUCAUUGCACAACAAUGGAAAUGACCCCUAUAAGCACUUUAAAGACAGUAUGGAGCGCUUGGUCCUCGCCCCCCUCUUGUCCCUGCAAGGCAUGUUCACGGCCCCACAGAAGCUCAUCCAGAAGCGUUAUGACAAAUUGCUGGAUUACUGCAGCCGCCUGGAGCGUUCUUCUUCUUUUGGGUCCUCGUCAUCCACCACUUCUUCAACUUCUUCGUUGGUGUCGGAAGAGCCGCCUGGACCUGCCAGGAGGGAUUAUGAAGCUCUCAAUGCUUUACUGGUGGAGGAGUUGCAGAGGUUCAACAAGGCCGCCUACACUAUCCUGACCAACUGUGUGGUGUAUCUGGUGGCCCUGCUCAGAGGCUUGAUGGAUAGCAUACUACUUCGGUCCCCAUCCGUACAGCAGUUACCAGCUCCGUUGUCAAACAUUGCUGAAGUGCAGAACAGCAUCAUGGAGGAGCUGAACAAUCUGACUUUUGUCAAGGAUAACGCACAGAAGUUAAUGGAGCGAAAAGUCAGCUUCGAGAGACAACGAGACAAGAAAAUAGCGGUGCCGGAGGUGCAGCAUCAAACCGAGGAACAGCGUGCCUGGCUGCUGGCAGAAUACCCAGUGAGCCGUCUGUACCAGCUGAAGAGGAAGUGUAAUGGCUGCCAGGAGCAGGACCUCAGCCUGCUGGAGGGAGAGCUGGUAGCCCUGCUGGAGGACACAGACCCAUUAGGGAGCAGCAGCCGCUGGCUGGUUCACACUGGAGGUGCGCAGGGCUACGUCUACUCCACAUUCCUGAAGCAGUACAACCCUCUGAGGGACUCGCAGCGGGCAGGCCAGAUGGCCAAAGAGCAGCAACAGCAGCAGCCACCUGCCAUGGUGGAUGAGGACUUUGACGACCUUAGCCUGUUCGUGUCAGGCAGUGGCAGCAGCAGCCUGCGCAGCUUCAACCUCAACACCACUGACAGCAGCUCGACCCUGUCUGGACUACAGGGGGAGCUCGAGAGCCCUGAAGACCUGGGAGAGAGCGUGGACGGAGAGACGCAGCAGUUCUACGCUGUUUAUGCAUUCCAAGCACGCUGUGACCAAGAGCUGACAUUGCAGGAAUACCAGCAUGUCCGCAUCCUUCAGUUCUGUGACCUGGGAGGCAAUAAGGAGUGGUGGUUAGCAGAGGCUAAUGGACAGAAGGGAUACGUCCCUGCCAACUACCUUGGCAGGAUGUCCUAUGCAUAAACAGAGGCCCUUUAUUUAUUUAUUUAUAGGAUAUCCGAAAAAUCUAACAACCUGUGGCAUUUUAAACAAACGCACACAUUUAAUACACAACUGAAAUGACUUUAAACCUUCACAUUUCUGCUUUGUGAAAGUAAAAAUGGCACUCGGUAUAACAAGAUUAUCAUGCGUCUCAUACCAAAAGUGUUGAUGUUAAAUCUGUUUUGCCUUCAGAAGCUCAUAAUGAGAGAGCUCCCCAAUGGGACAUGACCAAUAAUCUGUGAUGAAUAUUAUAAUAAUUAUGGUAGGAAAAUACAGGGCACUGUGCUGAGCACUUUUUCUACUUCAGUGUUGUUGAGUUUAUAUUGGUAAUGAAGUGAUUUAAUAUUGAAGUUA